GUGGGCGAAAAAAGGCCAGGUUAUAAAGGAAGCAUCCGGUGACUUCUAUGAAACCAUCGUGGACCACACCUUCUUCUUCGAACCCGUCUCCUGCGAGGUCACCAAUGCAUUGGGCAGCACAAACAUCAGCAGGACCGUGGACGUCUACUUUGGGCCCAGGAUGGCAACAGAACCGCAGUCCCUCCUCGUUGACCUGGGCUCAGACGCAGUCUUCAACUGUGCCUGGACAGGGAACCCAUCUCUCACCAUCGUCUGGAUGAAGCGAGGCUCAGGCGUGGUCUUGAGCAACGAGAACAAGCUGACCCUGAAGUCCGUCCGCCAGGAAGACGCCGGGAAAUACGUGUGCCGAGCCGUGGUCCCACGGGUCGGUGCGGGGGAACGGGAGGUGACGCUCACCGUCAACGGGCCACCCAUCAUCUCCAGCACCCAGACGCAGCAUGCCUUGCACGGCCAGAAAGGGCAGAUCAAGUGUUUCAUCCGCAGCACCCCACCGCCGGACCGAAUCGCUUGGUCCUGGAAGGAGAACGUCCUGGAGUCGGGGACCUCCGGGCGCUACACGGUGGAGACGGUCAGCACGGAUGAAGGCGUUAUCUCCACGUUGACCAUCAGCAACAUCGUCCGGGCUGAUUUCCAAACGAUUUACAACUGCACCGCCUGGAACAGCUUUGGUUCUGACACUGAGAUAAUCCGCCUCAAAGAGCAAGGUACGGAAAUGAAAUCAGGAGCUGGUAUUCAAGCAGAGUCGGUGCCCAUGGCAGUGAUCAUCGGCGUGGCCGUGGGGGCCGGCGUGGCGUUCCUGGUGUUGAUGGCCACCAUCGUCGCCUUCUGCUGCGCCCGCUCCCAAAGGA
Pterocles gutturalis (yellow-throated sandgrouse) is the source of this 848-nucleotide messenger RNA. Its product is annotated as kin of IRRE-like protein 3. NCBI's taxonomy places the organism in Eukaryota, Metazoa, Chordata, Aves, Pterocliformes, Pteroclidae. The transcript is spliced from 7 exons. Gene Ontology annotation, biological process: synapse assembly; cell-cell adhesion. The record is from RefSeq and is a predicted model, not a curated record. Gene Ontology annotation, molecular function: cell adhesion molecule binding. The annotation marks the transcript as partial. Gene Ontology annotation, cellular component: cell-cell junction.